Pelobates fuscus (common spadefoot toad) is the source of this 2479-nucleotide messenger RNA. RefSeq names its product oocyte zinc finger protein XlCOF7.1-like. The coding region runs from base 298 to 1944 and encodes 548 amino acids. The transcript has 4 exons. Gene Ontology annotation, molecular function: RNA polymerase II cis-regulatory region sequence-specific DNA binding; DNA-binding transcription factor activity, RNA polymerase II-specific. Lineage: Eukaryota; Metazoa; Chordata; Amphibia; Anura; Pelobatidae. The record is from RefSeq and is a predicted model, not a curated record. Gene Ontology annotation, biological process: regulation of transcription by RNA polymerase II.
UGUUGAUAAAUACCUUUACAUUUCUUCUACCUGUGUUCUGGAAACCCUUUAUGGGAACAUUUCCUACCACUGUUAUAGAUCAAAUUAUAAGGCAAACCAUUACUGCUCUGGAAUUUACAUAUCUGAAUAAAAUGUGGAAAGUCAACUGUAACUGUAUGAACAAAUGAUAUGAGGAAAUUGUCAAUAAUAAUGUUGAAACCAAUGUGUUGUGUUGAAUGUAUAUAUUUCUGUUGUACAUAAAAUUAUUUUUGCAGUGACAAAUCAGAGGAUAAUCUUCUUUUUAACAAGAACUCUAUAAUGAACAAGGACCGGAAUCAGGUGUCUGAGAGAAUCUUGAGUAUCACUUUGGAGAUCAUCUACCUGCUAACUGGAGAGGAUUAUUUGGUUGUCAAGAAACCUGGUGGCCAUGAUGGACAUUGCAGCAAGUCUUAUGUGUCUGCAUUCUCCAGGACUCAAAGCCCCCGCCCAGUGCCUCCACCUCGCUCUUUGAUCCACGAGAAAAACAAUGACCUGAAGAUCCUGGAACUGACUAAUGAGAUCAUCCAGCUGCCGACUGGUGAGGAGUGGGAAUAUGUGGAAGAACAAAAGGAACCUUACAAGACCAUUGUAAUGGAGGAUCUCCAACCCCUCCGCUCUCUGGAUUUGUCAACUUCCCAGAAAUUGUCUUCCACUUCGGAAACUCUUGUUUCGUCCCCUUUAAGUCUAAGUCAAGAAAACAAACAAUCUGUAAAUAAUUUUGAGUCAGAAUGCCCAGUGCUAUAUAAAGCUGGUACAAGAAGCUGUAUGAGAAGUGCGUCUGAUUCAUCAGUGAAUCGAGAAGAAAAAAAAAUCACAAACAUUUUUACACCAACAGAACACAAACACGGAGAAUAUCCAUCUACUCAAAUUAAAGCAGAAUUAUCUUCAUCUGAAGAAGGAAAUUUCCCAGACAAUGACCGUUUUACACCCACAGAACAUACACAGGCACAAUAUCCAUCUACAGAUAAUAAAGAGGGACCAAGCUCAUGUGAAGAGAAUUUCACAGACACUGACAUGUCUACACCCAUAGACCAUACAGUGGUAGAAUAUCCGUCAACGCGUAUUAAGGAGGAACCAGACACUUACGAAGGAGACUAUCUCACACCGAAUUAUACACCCAGUGAUUAUAUAUAUCCAGAUGAUUCAUCUAACCAUGUUAAGGAGGAAUUACCUUCUUGUGAAGAAGACACUGACAUUGAUAAACAUGCAGGGCAAACACAGACAGAAUAUGCAUCAACUCAGGAAGAAGACAUGGCACCUGGUAAUGCUUGUACCCCAUAUUCUAUACCUUACAUGACAGAGAACUCAUCUGCUAUAUUACAUGAGUCUGAGAAAUGUCCUUCAAAUAAUCCCCAAAUGGUUAAACAGAAAAGAACUUGCACAAAGCCAAAUCCAUUUACACUGACAGAAUACGCAUCGACUCAGGAAGAACACAUGGCAUCUGGUAUCGAUUGUGCCCCAUUUUCUAUAACUCACACAAAUCUAAAAACAUAUGCUUGUUUUGAAUGCGGGAAGUGUUUUACACAGAAGUCAAAUCUUAAUGCACAUUUUAAAGUUCACACAGGAGAGAAACCUUUUUCCUGUUCAGUAUGUGGGAAAUGUUUUACACGCAAGUCAUCUCUUACUACACAUUUUACAAUUCAUACAGGAGAAAAACCGUAUUCUUGUUCUGAAUGUGGUAAAAGAUUCAACCAAAAACCACAUCUUGUUCAGCAUCAGAGGCUGCACACAGGUGAGACACCAUAUUACUGUUCUGAAUGUGGGAAAGGUUUUCGACGGAAGGAGGGUCUUCUUCACCAUCAUAAAACUCACAAAGUGGAGAAACCAUAUCCCUGUCCUGAUUGUGGGCAGUGUUUCUCCAACAAAUUCAACCUUGGUCAACAUCAGAGGAUUCAUGGCGGAGAGAAACCAACUUUGGAAUGUUGAGAAACUCUUUCACCGUCAAUCUGAUCUUGCUGGAUGGACAUUGAAGGCAGAAAAUCGGUAUUCCUGUUCUGAAUGCCGGACUCGUUUUACCCAAAAUGAACAUCUGAGUUAAUUUCCUAAAGAAAACCAUUCACUCAGGAAAGAAAAUAGGAACUUUUUGUAGAACGGUAUAGAUUUUUUUUUUUUUUGUUAAAUCUGGUGUGUACUAUUCCUGCACAGAACCCCAUAUUGUGUUCAGCUACAUCUGCUCAGUAUAACGAUACCUUUAUUGUAUGCCUUUGGCACUAUUCUGUGAAGCUACAAUGCCAUAUAAGAGACAAGGCUAUUUCAGUUUCUAUAGUUAGAAUUUUCUUAGGUGGAUUUGAUGGGCCUAUGUUUCAUUUUGGGGUAUUACAGCAGUUUGACUGAUAAGUAACUUCUCAAAGUGCUUCCAUUUUAUAAAGCAGACACCCCAGGGUAUCUUAUAUGGCGUAUAUUGUGCCUUAACUUGUCACCAUUUUUUCACCAAUUUAUGUCAAUGUUUGUGGUGAGGGGA